AUGGUAUGGCUACCUAAAGGCCUCUGCCAUCCAAUAUUGACCAAGUUCAACGCAAAGACAUCUUUUAUCAAGAAUAACCAAGAACUAAAGUUUCCGAAGCGGCCUAUUUCAGUUUGGUACAAACAUGGUCCGACCUGUUUGGUUUUACCAAAAGAUUUAACUGUCCACAUGGAUGUUGAGCUAAAUCCUGGUCCUUUGAAGAAGAAACCAAUUUAUUUGCUAACCUGCCUACCUACGGUUUCUGGCCUGGUCUCGUAUCCAGGUAAUAAACUGUUGUCUACGAAUAGUUCUGACACCCGCCAGGUUGGAAUUUGUGGUUCCUACUAUUCAGACGUCUUUCAUCGAUUUUCUUACUGGCCUUGUUCUUCGCCAUCAUCAUCGACCUACAGGAGAUGCCGCGCUGGCCGUCGAGUCAGAGAAAGGAAAGCUAGAAAUAUUCACAGAAUUGAAUCCCUGGUUUCUUAUCCACGCGCCAGCCGAGGAAGCAAUAAUUUGCAUAAAGGAUCCAUUUCACAUAACCUUUGCGUCAUCACACUUGUGAACACAAACAAUAACGUAUCCUCUAAUGUUACUUCGACGAACUCCUCAUUUCAUGCAAAUUCGCUCGUUAAUCCGCGUUCAAUUCUAAACUUUGCGGACUUCAAUUCAAGAUCUGUUAGGAAUAAGAUCGAGAGCAUCAUUGACCACGUCGUUGAAAAUGACAACGGCCUCUACACCGUUACCGAGACCUGGUUGAAUGACGCUGACUUCGUCAGUAUUGCUCAGUUAUCUGUGGCUGGCUAUUCCUUCAAGAAUUUUCCUAGAAAAUCGCGGUACCGGUAUUCUGUUUCGAGACUCUCUCAAAGUCUCAUUAGUGGAUGGGAAGAAAUACAAUCCUUUGAAUUUUCGGAGUGGACUGUUAAAAUGCACGAUCGCUCUAUGAGAUAUGUGAUAGUGUGUCGACCUCCAUAUUCUUCGUUACACCCCGUUUCUACCUCUGUCUUUUCCGAUGAACUCUCUCAGUUUUUAGAGAAUGUUUACUGGAAACGUUCAGUCUUUCGCAACACGUUUCGGGCCCGACCCAUUUAUCGGGUCAUACCUUAG
Molecule: messenger RNA, 1083 nt
Organism: Pocillopora meandrina
Lineage: Eukaryota; Metazoa; Cnidaria; Anthozoa; Scleractinia; Pocilloporidae
Source: the annotation of a GenBank genome assembly